Messenger RNA from Callithrix jacchus (white-tufted-ear marmoset), 3621 nucleotides. The record is from RefSeq and is a predicted model, not a curated record. NCBI's taxonomy places the organism in Eukaryota, Metazoa, Chordata, Mammalia, Primates, Cebidae.
CCCUUUAAGACAGAAAGUCCGUUGGAAGCGUCUGCUGCCCUCUGGGCUCUGGAGAGGAGGCGGGAGGGCUCAGGGACAGUCAUGGGGACACGGCGCAGAUGAGCCGGUCCUGGCAGACGUCAGCAUCAGCGACCAGGAUGCUGGAGGGUCAGCUGGAGGCCGGGGAGCCCAAGGAGGACACCCACCCAGAGGACCCAUGCCCGGGAGCUGCGCCUGACACAGAGAAGACAGCUGUGGCAGCCGAGGUCCCCAGAGAGGACAGCAAUGCUGGGGAGAUGCCGCCAUUACAUCAGCAGAUCACCAGACUCGACCAAGAGCUCGGGAGACAGGAGUCUCUGUGGGCUGACGUUCACAGGAAACUCCAGAGUCACAUAGAUGCUUUGAGGAAGCAGAACCUGGAGCUCCGAGAAGAGCUGAGAGCUCUGGUUCGGCCACAGUGGAAAGCCGAGAAGCCGGCAGCCUCCCCACACGCAGGACGCGGAUUGCACACGCUGUUGAUGGCCUGCUGGCAUCUACUGUGUCUUCCGGUGCAUUCUGCCCGUGUGUUCCUCUCGACAUCCAGCCGCUUGUGUCUCUGCCAUGCAUUGGAACCUGCUUUUGAGAUUUCACCUCUGUCCGCUGAUGAAGAGAAAAAGCUCAAAUACACUGGCCGCAAGAGUCAGAGUGCCACUCUCCUGGCACAAAGAUCGUCAUCUAACAAUUUAGCUCCUCCGAAGGCUAUGCACCCAUCUUCCCGAAGUCCACAAAACUCGAGUGGCAGAAAAUCACCAGUGCAGGCUUCCCAGGCCGCCACGCUGCAGGAGCAGAUGGCAGCAGUCGGAGGAGAUGACGGAAGCUCUUCAGUCUCAGAGAGUUCUGAGGGCGGAUUUCUCAGCCACGUUCAACCUGAUGAGCUCGCCGGUUCUUCUGCAAACACUGCACAGCUGCAGGUAGGACGGGCUCCGAGCAAAGCUCGUGCCUUCACCACCUUCCCCGACCCGAGCCAGAAGGAGCCGAGCGCCGGUAAGAAGACGACCAUCAUCCGUUUUUCUAACGGUGACGUGAAGAAGAUCACACCCGAUCGGAGAGUGAUUUACUACAAUGCAAAUGCUCAGACGACCCGCACGACCUACCCUGAUGGCUUGGAAGUUGUGCAGUGUCCCAACAAGCAGACAGAAAUGUGAACAACCAUCCCAGGAAGGGUGUGCCAACUGCAGGCUGGCAUUGCCAAGGAACAUGUAGCGUGUGGGCAGAGGAACCGCUGCAGCCAACUGAGCGUCGCAGAGACUGGGACUAGGACCGUGGGCCCCAUGCAGCGUGGUACUGUGGAACGUGGCACAGGAUCCGUGUCGCCAUGUGGGUCAUGCUGGAAGUGACUCUUGGUGUGCGCUUCUCUCCUCUGUUUUGAUGCCGUUGACGGGACGAUCUUGUAUCUAAGCAAAACAGUGACUCUGACUGUUUUGACUUUCAUUCUUGUCGAUGUUCUGGGUGUCUGCUUGGGAAGAAGGCGCGGUCUCUGGUUACUGAGCACGGCAUCCUGUGUUUAUCCAUCAGAUCAAGCUCUUCGUGUUGCUCGACUCCUUUAUAUUUUGUUUGUCCUAAAUUUAUAAAAUAAAAAAUUCCUGUUUAUUUAAAGGUAAUUUCAAACUUACAGAAAGGUUGAAGAAAGUGCAGAGAGCUCGGAUGUGCCCUUUACCCGGAUUCGCCACUUUGCAACCUUUUGCCACAUUUCUUUACCUGGCUCUGUCUCCCCCAUAUACGGUGUGUGUGCAUGUACCUAUGAAUAGAAAUUAUUUAUACUCCGGGAUCUCCUUACAGGGAAGCUGGGUGUGUCAAUGCCCCUUUCCCCUAAUGCGUCUGUGUCAUUGGAUUGGGGGCCACCACACUGCAGCGUGAGUGCAUCUUCACCAACUGCACCUGCACGGACUGGGUCCCCAAAUGUCAUCAUGUUCGGAGGUACUGGGGUUUGGAGCUGCAACAUAUGAACUCUGCAGGGACACAAUUCAGCACACACACGGGCCUGGAAUUUCUUCUUUAUUCUGCUCAGAAUAUGCUGAGCAGAAUCUAUGAAUUCAUACUUUUCCAUCGAAAUUAGAGAACCGUCUCCAUUGUCUGAUAAUGUCACCGUUCGUCUGUACCUCCAUGUUUGUCUCCUGGCAUGCAGUCCAGUGUCUUCUCACAUCUCUUUGCUCAGUCAGUCUCCGCAGAGUCUCAUCGCGGCAGCCACGGCUUCCAACUGCCUGGUCCCCACCAUCCCUAGCCUCUCCAGGCUCAGCAUUCGUCUGUGUUUUGCCUCUUUUUUUUUUUUUUUUUAAGCAAAAAGGCCCUUGGAUCUCUUCCCUAUUUCUUUUGAACCCCGUUUCCUGCCUGUGCCUCAUACCCCAAGUCCAACUGUUAUGGAGUGGGAGAGCCCCUUAAAGCUUCCAGCUAAUGGAAAUUGCAUUACUGUUAAUAAUGACAGCUAUGAGUUACGCAGUGCUACUCACGUGCCAGGGACUUUUAAAUGCUUCACAUAUGCACAUUUAGUCUUCAAGGAAUCCGAUGAAGCAGGUCCUCUCCUUAUCCCUGACUCAGAGAAGAGGACGCCCAAGUACAGCAAGGGGCAGGGCUGCCCAAGGUCAAGUAUCUGGCAAUGAGUCUGGGACGUAAGUGCUCCCACGGGGUCCCAGAGGCCCCGUGCGUUCCAGCCUCUUCCCCAGAACUGUCUCAGGAAGUCCUCAGUCUCCGCUUCAUCUCUAGUAAUGUCUCCUUUUUCCUUCCAUAUAUUUUAGUAACCGAUAUCUGCAAAGGUCUUUGCAUUUUUUUUCAAAUUACUAGCCUUUGUGUGGACACUUUCCACUGUAGCUUUAUUUUUUUCUCUCAUACAUUUAAGUCUUUAUGUUCACGAUUCCCUAUGUUUGACUCAUUUUUUAAAAAAAUUCUCGAGGUACAGAAAAGCACUGUCUUAUUUGUAGCCUUUAGCUGUGAAUCUAAACACGAAGGCUGUAAUUCUCGUUGGUUAUAUCCCUCCGGUUUUGAUAAAAUUUAGUGUUAUUGUAAUUAAGCAUUUCUUAUUUUCACCCUAAUUCUCUUUUUUUCCAUGAGUUAUUUUUUUAAAGUGCUGGAAGAUUUCCAAUUGUAUGAUAGUUUUUUGUUUUCUUACAGCUAUUCAUUUUUAAUUUAGUUGCGUGUGUCAGAGACUGUAGCCUGUAUUACUACCUUUCCUUUGAAAUCUGUUAAGCCAGGCCUCCUUUGCGACCUAGGAAAUCCUCAUUAUUCUCCCUCAAUGUUCCAUAUGUGCUUGGGAAUUCUAUGUGAGGUGCAUAAAUGUAGCAAUGCCUUUAAUUAGAACUCUUUUUCAAAAUUGUUUUUAUAUAUUCUACAUUUUCACUAAAUGUAAAAUCAGACUGAUCCAUUAGAUCAGGGGUCCUCAGCAUUUGGGCUUUUCUGGCCUGGGCCCCACAGCAGAAGGUGAGCGGCGAAGCUUCCUCUGAACUGACAGCUGCUCCAGUCCCUCCAUGACCGCCUGAGCCCCGCCUCCUGUCAGAUCAGCGGCUUGUGAUGAUAAUGCCUCAUGAUCCGUCACUGUCCCCUAUCACCCCCAAAUGGGACCAUCUAGUUGCAGGAAGACAAGCUCAGGGCUCACACUGAUGCUACAUUAUG